UCAGAGACAACGCGGAGCCGGCCGAAACCUGUAUGUCACAGGUACUGUAGGUGUAUGCGAGUAGAUAAGAGCAACACUUCCAUUACCAAAGUUGAGCCACAAAACUCACACACUCCAGCACUUUGAUUUGUUCAGAUCCGUCGCCAUACGUGUCAUCCCGAUACUAUAUCGAGAGGUUAUUUAUCAUAGGGAACUAGGAAAGCCAAGGUAUAGGCUAGGAGGGAGCUUGCCCGGGAACUGACCGGAGAGGUCCAAGGGUUUAUCGCCACACCAGCGGCCGGAGCUGGCGUGGCACCAGCCGACUCAGAUAAUAACCCCUUGCAUUCCCGCCCCCCGCCUGGCAUCUCGCAUUUUCAGUAGAAGUCCUGUGGACGAACCCCUAACUCCUAGCUUCCUGAUGCAUAAAACUUGAAGCUUCCAAGAGAUCGAGUGACAUGGCACCGAUCGCCAUCUCCCCAGAGAGGGAUCCCAACGACACCGUGGGGACGACCCUCACGACGACUUUUGACGACACGAUCCGCUUCUAUCUGAACGGCACACGUGUCGUUUUGGACGAAAUCGAUCCCGAGGUCACGCUGCUCGAGUACCUCCGGGGGAUCGGUUUGACCGGGACCAAGCUUGGCUGCGGCGAGGGCGGAUGUGGCGCCUGCACCGUCGUCGUCUCCCAGUACAACCCGACCACCAAGCAGAUCUACCACGCGAGCGUCAACGCCUGCCUCGCGCCCCUCGCCAGCGUCGACGGCAAGCAUGUCAUCACCAUCGAGGGUAUCGGCAACGUCAAGAAGCCGCACCCGGCCCAGGAACGGGUCGCGAGGGGCAACGGCAGCCAGUGCGGCUUCUGCACCCCCGGCAUAGUCAUGAGCCUGUAUGCCCUGCUGCGGAACAACCAGAACCCGACCGAGCACGACGUCGAGGAGGCCUUUGACGGGAACCUGUGUCGAUGUACGGGCUAUCGCUCCAUCCUGGAUGCUGCGCAGACGUUUAGUACGCGAAAGGCAUGUGGGAAAAGCACGGCAAAUGGCGGUAGUGGCUGCUGCAUGGAGAACGGGGACGGGGGCGGAUGCUGCAAGGACGGUAAUGGCGAGGUGGAUGGUAGUGAGGCCAUCAAGAAGAGGUUUACUCCCCCAGAUUUUAUAGAGUAUGAUCCCAGCACGGAGCUCAUCUUCCCCUCGGCCCUGAAGAAGUACGAAUUCAAGCCCCUUUCGUUCGGCAACAAGCGGAAGAGGUGGUACCGGCCCGUGACGCUCGACCAGCUGCUGGAGAUCAAGAGCGUCUACCCGAGCGCGAAGAUCAUCGGCGGGAGCACGGAGACGCAGAUCGAGAUCAAGUUCAAGGCGAUGCAGUAUCCUGUCUCCGUCUACGUCGGGGACAUCCCGGAGCUGAGAACAUAUUCUUUCAAGGAGGAUAACGUCGAGGUCGGCGGGAAUGUCAUACUGACAGACCUCGAGAGCAUCAGCUCGGAUGCCGUCCAGCACUACGGCGAAGCCAGGGGGCAGGUAUUCAACGCCAUCUUGAAGCAGCUGAAGUAUUUCGCCGGUAGGCAGAUCAGAAACGUGGGCACGCCAGCCGGCAAUCUCGUGACAGCAUCGCCAAUCUCGGAUCUGAAUCCCGUCUUCAUGGCUUCCGACUCGAUCCUUGUUGCGAAAUCGUUGGGCAGCGAGGUUGAGAUCCCCAUGUCGCAGUUCUUCACGGGCUACCGACAGACAGCCCUCCCCCCCGAGGCGGUCGUCGCGUCGAUCCGCAUCCCGGUCACCCGGGAGAAGGGGGAGUUCUUCAGGACCUACAAGCAGGCGAAGCGGAAGGACGACGACAUCGCCAUAGUCACCGCGGCGCUAAAGGUCCGCCUGAGCGACGAGGGGGUCGUCGAGAAGGCGAACCUUGUGUAUGGCGGGAUGGCCCCCACCACGGUUGCGGCCAAGACGGCGAACGCGUUUCUGGAGGGCAAGAGAUUUGCCGAGCUCGAAACCCUGGAAGGCUCAAUGGACGCCCUGGAGGAGGAUUUCAACCUGACCUUUGGCGUGCCCGGUGGCAUGGCGUCGUACAGGAAGUCGUUGGCGCUCGGCUUCUUCUACCGGUUCUACCAUGAGGUCAUGAUCUUAUUGGGACAUCCCGAGAAUGCCGAUGACGAAGCCGCCCCGGAACUCGAGAGAAGGAUAUCGGGGGGGUACGAAGACAGAGAGGCGACGGCGGCUUACGAACAGGAGAUCGUGGGCAAGUCAAACCCGCACCUUGCAGCUCUGAAGCAGAGCACCGGGGAGGCGCAGUACACGGAUGAUAUCCCCUCGUUGAAGAAUGAGCUGUACGGCUGUCUAGUAUUGUCUACAAAAGCCCACGCUAAGAUCAAGUCGGUCGACUACUCGGCCGCGCUGGACAUUCCGGGCGUUGUUGACGUAGUCGACAAGGACGACAUGCCCAGUCCGCGGGCCAACCGGUGGGGGGCACCGCACCACGAGGAGAUGUUCUUGGCCGAGGACAUGAUCUACACGGCAGGGCAGCCGAUCGCACUGGUCCUCGCGACGUCAGCAGCCAGGGCCGCCGAGGCAGCAAGGGCUGUCAAGAUUGAAUACGAAGAACUGCCCGCCAUCUUCAGCAUAGAAGAAGCCAUCAAGAAGGAGAGCUUCUUCAAUUUCCAGCGCCAUAUAAAGAAAGGCGACCCGGAGGGCGCGUUCGCGAAAUCGGAUUAUGUCUUCACGGGCACGGCUAGGAUGGGGGGCCAGGAGCAUUUCUACCUCGAGACCAACGCCUGUCUCGUCGUCCCAAAACCUGAAGAUGGGGAGAUUGAGAUUUUCUCGAGCACUCAGAAUCCGAACGAGGCACAAGCGUAUGCCGCGCAGGUAUGCGAUGUCAAGGCAAACAAGGUCGUUGUGAGAGUAAAACGCCUAGGAGGAGGCUUCGGAGGGAAGGAGACGAGAUCCGUGCAACUCAGCUCGAUCCUGGCCCUGGCUGCCCAGAAGACUCGUCGGCCGGUACGGUGUAUGCUGACCAGAGAAGAGGACAUGGUCACCACCGGGCAGAGACACCCCUUCCUCGGAAAGUGGAAGGUCGGGGUCAACAGGGACGGGAAGAUCCAGGCGCUGGACCUCGACAUCUUCACCAACGGUGGCUGGAGCUGGGACCUGAGCGCCGCGGUCUGCGAGAGAUCACUCUCGCACUCGGAUGGCUGCUACAUGAUCCCCAACAUACACGUGCGCGGCCGGAUCUGUAAGACGAACACCAUGUCCAACACGGCCUUCCGGGGCUUCGGCGGACCCCAGGGCAUGUUCAUCGCCGAGACGUACAUGACCGAGGUCGCCGACCGCCUGGGCAUGUCGGUCGAGAGGUUCCGCGAGAUCAACCUCUACGAGCCUGGGGAACUCACGCACUUCAACCAGCCCCUGACGGACUGGCACGUGCCGCUCAUGUACAAACAGGUGCUCGCCGAAUCCGACUACGAGGCCCGGCGCGCGCGAAUAACCAAGUUCAACGCCACGCAUAGGUGGCGCAAGCGCGGGCUGGCGCUGAUCCCCACAAAGUUCGGCAUCUCGUUCACGGCGCUGUGGUUCAACCAGGCCGGCGCGCUCGUGCACAUCUACCAGGACGGGUCCGUCCUCGUCGCCCACGGCGGAACCGAGAUGGGCCAGGGCCUGCACACCAAGAUGGCCAUGGUGGCUGCGCAGGCGCUCGGCGUGCCCCUGGACGACGUCUUCAUCUCCGAGACGGCCACCAACACGGUCGCCAACACGUCCGCCACGGCCGCCUCCGCCUCGUCCGACCUCAACGGCUACGCCGUCCACAACGCCUGCACCCAGCUCAACAGCCGCCUGCGCCCCUACCGCGAGCGCCUCGGCGCCUCCGCCCCGAUGGCCGACGUCGCGCGCGCCGCCUACCUCGACCGCGUCAACCUGUCGGCGCAGGGCUUCUACCGCACGCCCGAGAUCGGCUACGACUGGGCCGCCAACGCGGGCAAGAUGUUCUUCUACUUCACCCAGGGCGUCGCCGCCGCCGAGGCCGAGCUCGACGCCCUGACGGGCACCUGGACCUGCCUUCGCGCCGACGUCAAGAUGGACGUCGGCCGCAGCAUCAACCCGGCCGUAGACUACGGCCAGAUCCAGGGCGCCUUCGUCCAGGGGGUCGGCCUCUUCACCACCGAGGAGAGCCUCUGGCUGCGCGGGGGCCCCGCCGCCGGGAGCCUGGCCACGCGCGGGCCCGGGACGUACAAGAUCCCCGGGUUCAGGGACAUACCGCAGACGUUCAACGUCUCCCUGCUCCGCGACGUCGAGUGGGCCGACCUCCGCACCAUCCAGCGCAGCCGCGGCGUCGGCGAGCCGCCCCUGUUCAUGGGCAGCGCCGUGUUCUUCGCCAUCCGGGACGCACUCGUCGCGGCGAGGCGCCAGUACGGCGUCGCCGUACGACCGCUGCCGCCAGCCCCGGGUGUCGUGGGCGAUGAUGAUGAUGAUGAUGAUGAUGAUGACAACGACGACAAUGACGACCCCGGCCUGCUCCGACUAGAGAGCCCCGCUACUCCCGAGAGGAUCAGGCUCGCGUGCGUGGAUCCCAUCAUGGAGAGGUCGAGGGUCCGCCCCAAGGAGGGGGAGGAUAGUUUCUUUAUUGCUAUCUGAUUCAAUCACUCAUGCAUGGCAUUUUAUGACGGGCGAUGACUUGGUGUUGGGGAUACAAUCUGGUUAUCUAGCAAUUUGGUAGUGUUGCUAGGGAAAUUGGAGCGACAUUGGCUUUCCGUUUGGUUGGAUGAUUCAGUGCCAUACAUGCGCUUCUACCGUAGUCUGUUCGACUGUUCCAUGAGUAGCUCGUUGCCUUGAAGCAAAUCGUCACCUGCCCCAACACCUCACACAGAACCCCCGCCAUCUACACUUACUUGGCAUCGAAGCGCAGUGACAGGUGCUUCUCGUGAAGGAUUCCCUCGAGGGCUCCACCGUCGUUGCAGUAGUGUGCCAGAUUCAGUGCUUUACUUGCCCACUG
This is a messenger RNA of Phialemonium atrogriseum, 4956 nucleotides long. Its product is annotated as molybdopterin binding aldehyde oxidase/xanthine dehydrogenase. The record is from RefSeq and is a predicted model, not a curated record. Gene Ontology annotation, molecular function: xanthine dehydrogenase activity; 2 iron, 2 sulfur cluster binding; iron ion binding. The transcript is spliced from 3 exons. NCBI's taxonomy places the organism in Eukaryota, Fungi, Ascomycota, Sordariomycetes, Cephalothecales, Cephalothecaceae. The coding region runs from base 435 to 4598 and encodes 1387 amino acids.